AUGCCGUCUCUACUGGUCGUCAUCUUCGUUGUGGAAGCGGUUGUCCAUGUCAUUAACCUCGUGGGCGCCACCGUCCUCAAUGAUCUGAUCUGGACAGCCAUCAACUACCUCCCCGUUCCGACGUCCAAGACUGCUGCUGAGCAGCGCAAGACGCAGGCCGAAUACCUCAAAGUCCGCCGCGAACUCAACGCUACCAGCAGUCAGGACGAUUUUGCGAAAUGGGCCAAGAUUCGUCGCCAGCAUGACAAACUUCUGGAUCAGCUCGAGAAACAAAAGAAGGGCUUGGAAGCCUCGCGUGCCGGCUUCGACAAGUACCUCAGCGCCGUCCGAUUCCUCGUCACCCGAGCACCGCAAUACGCCCUGCCUUUCUGGUACGCCAAAGAACCCAUGCUCUGGCUGCCGCACGGCUGGUUUCCCUACUACGCAGAAUGGAUCAUUUCCUUCCCGCGCGGACCUAUGGGCAGCGUCAGCAUCGCCUCAUGGCAGCUGGCCUGCACGACGGUCAUUGUACUCGUGAGUGACAUGCUCCGCGGCCUGAUUCAGCUCCUUCUUUCCUCGAGAGCAGCGGCGGCGCCCAGCAAGACAAAGGAAGCGCCGUUCAAGGCGGCCAACGAGAGGGUGCGCGAGACGACUGGCAGUGAGGAGACGAAGAAAAAGGCGUGA
Beauveria bassiana ARSEF 2860 is the source of this 663-nucleotide messenger RNA. RefSeq names its product CHD5 domain-containing protein. Gene Ontology annotation, biological process: tail-anchored membrane protein insertion into ER membrane. Bases 1 to 663 code for a protein of 220 amino acids. The record is from RefSeq and is a predicted model, not a curated record. Lineage: Eukaryota; Fungi; Ascomycota; Sordariomycetes; Hypocreales; Cordycipitaceae. Gene Ontology annotation, cellular component: GET complex. The transcript has 3 exons.